This is a messenger RNA of Penicillium atrosanguineum, 1863 nucleotides long. RefSeq names its product tyrosine--tRNA ligase MSY1. Gene Ontology annotation, molecular function: ATP binding; RNA binding; tyrosine-tRNA ligase activity. Gene Ontology annotation, biological process: tyrosyl-tRNA aminoacylation. NCBI's taxonomy places the organism in Eukaryota, Fungi, Ascomycota, Eurotiomycetes, Eurotiales, Aspergillaceae. Bases 1 to 1863 code for a protein of 620 amino acids. The record is from RefSeq and is a predicted model, not a curated record. Gene Ontology annotation, cellular component: cytosol; mitochondrion. The transcript has 5 exons.
AUGCGGCCACAAUCGGCACCGCUCAUCCGAGUGACCUGUCGUAACCCGCGUCUUCCUCGACGGGCACCAUGCGGAGCGCGCAGCUUUACCGGAGUCACGCAAACAAGUCAGCUGCUCUGCGAAACUCGUCGCCCAGUUCUCUUCACUCAGCGAUCUGAGCAAAUAUUGCAACAGAAGAGAUGCAUCACACAGGCAUAUAUUCAGCGGAUGAAAGAUGGAAAGAAAGAAUGGGCUGAGCACGCCGAAGAAAUUAAGGCUGGCAAGCGGAAGAACUUUGCAACUCACCUCGAAGAGCGAGGGCUCAUCCAUGAUGUUGUCGGAGAGCGAGAAUUGUUGCACCGAGUCUUCACUGAGAAGCGAACCGGAAUCUACGUCGGAAUCGACCCUACCGCGCCCUCGAUGCACGUUGGACACAUGCUACCUUUUAUGGUGUUGGCCUGGGGAUACGUUUGGGGUCUUCCAGUGACCUUUCUGCUGGGCGGUGCUACAUCUCGAGUCGGAGACCCCACGGGACGAUUAAAGGGACGCGAUGCUGUGCAUUCGUCAGUUCGCAAGGCAAACAUGGCCAGCAUGCAUAUGCAACUUAAGAAGCUGGGCUCGAGUAUCGACCAGUACGGCCGGAGACAUGGCCAUGUGAGAAAGCCGAUUUGGAAGCGCGCAUUGCUCAAUAACAACACCUGGUGGAACUCUAUGCCGUUCAUUGAAGUUUUGCGGGACCUGGGCGCGUUCAUGAGGCUUGGACCUAUGCUCGGCAGAGAUACUGUUAAAACUCGAUUGAACCAAGGAGACGGUAUGUCGUUUGCGGAGUUCUCUUACCCUCUUCUCCAGGCGUGGGAUUGGUGGACAUUGUUCCAAAAGGGAACUCAAGUGCAAGUGGGAGGAGCCGAUCAGUAUGGAAACAUACUCUUCGGCAUGGAUGCUGUCAAGGCUAUCAGCCGGAACACCGCCAUUGAAAUUAACCGAGACCCUCUUGAGGCCGAAGUGGACAGGCCCAUUGGCUUUACCACACCCUUGUUGACAGCGCCUUCCGGCGAGAAGUUCGGAAAAUCGGCUGGCAAUGCCAUCUGGCUCGACAAGGACAUGACCUCUACCUUUGAGCUUUACCAGUUCUUUGUUCGUACACCUGAUGAUACGGUGGAGCGGUACCUGAAGCUGUUCACUUUCCUUCCUCUGCCUGAAAUUGCCUCCGUCAUGGAACAACAGAAAGAGGACCCGUCGAAGCGAGUGGCCCAGCAUCUCCUGGCUUAUGAAUUUGUCGAGCUGAUUCACGGCAAAGAGGAGGCUGAUGCCGUGUCCCUCCAACACCGCCAGCUGUUCCGCUCGCGCUCUUCCACCGGCGAACCUUCGCCCAUGCCUCGCAAGCCCAGCACUGCCGGAAACCCUCAAUCCCCAACGGCUCAAUUCGAGACUCCCCAAUCCGGCAACCCUUACGCCUCUCAGACUCACUUUGCGAACAUGCCCAAUGCAAGGGUCACCCUGCCCAAGUCUCUGGUUUUUAACCAGCAAUUCAACAAGAUCCUCUGGUCAGCCGGUCUUGUCUCGUCCAAGGGCGAGGGCCACCGUGUGAUCACGAACAAUGGAGCGUACGUGGGCAGCCGUCCUGGUGACAGUGGUCCCAUGUCAGACGAUCUCGCUUUCACUCCCAUCCGGGUUUGGCCCUCUGAAAAGACUCAGGAUUACAUUAUGAAUGACAAUCUUCUCAUGUUGAAGUUGGGCAAGUGGAAGUUCAAGAUGGUGGAGAUUGUGAGCGAUGAGGAUUUCCGCGCGCAAGGACUCACUGCUCCGGGCUGGGAAGAGGUCAACAGCGAGGCUAAGCCCACUGAGUCAACGGAGUCGACUGACUCGACCAAGUCGAACAAUUGA